UCCCACCUCAGUUCCCUUGGCCUAUAAAUAUCUUCAGAAGCCGCACUUGUCUUGAUCGAAAACACAAACCACACUGCUCCCUCUAUCUUCUCUCCACUAUUAUUCAGGAGUUCACAAACUUCCUCAACACUGAACCAAAACCAGAGCGAUUCGAUUUUUGAUUUUCAUUUUGAUAAAUAAUAAUUACAGAGUGUUAUGGACUCUAAUUACACAGUGCAUCUAGCGAUGGCGGCGCUAGUCGGAGCGUCGUUAGUGGCGGUUUCCGCUUACUAUAUGCAUCGUAAAACCCUAACUCAGUUACUGGAGUUUGCUAAAACUGUUGAGCGAGACAGAGAGCGAGAUUAUAACUCUGAUGAUGGAGGAGAUGUCUCGCCUCACCAUUUGAAGCAGAAACGGCGUAAUCGGCACGACGGUGGUGGUGGUACUGGCGGGAGGAGGAAGGGGAACGGGUACUAUUACCGGCGUAGCUCUGCUUCUUUGCCUGAUGUAACUGUCAUUUCCGGUGGCGGCGGUGGUGAUGGAGAUGAGAAAUGGAUUGGUCCGGCUCAUGUUGAUGGUAUUCCGGUUGGAUUACCUCGGCUUCAUACGUUGCCUGAAGGAAAAGCUGCUAGCCAUCCGAAGAGAAGUCUUAUUAGACCAACAUCUCCAAAAUCUCCUGUUGCUAGUGCAAGUGCAUUUGAGAGUAUGGAAGGAUCAGAUGAAGAAGAUAAUCUGACUGACAAUUCUAAGCUAGAUACUACGUAUUUGCACGCUAAUGGGAAUGCUGGUCCUGUAGUCGAACAUGUUAAUGCCAAUGGGGAGCAGAUUGUUAUACCUGCUUCGAGCAUGAUUCGAUCCCAUAGUGUAUCUGGUGACCUGCAUGGUGUUCAGCCCGAUCCAAUUGCAGCUGAUAUUCUAAGGAAAGAACCAGAACAUGAAACUUUUGCACGGUUAAAAGUCAGCCCCACAGAGGUGCCAUCACCUGAUGAAGUGGAGGCAUAUAUAGUUCUUCAAGAAUGCCUUGAAUUGCGAAAGAGGUAUGUAUUCCAAGAAGCAGCUGCUCCAUGGGAGAAAGAAGUCAUUUCUGACCCUGGGACACCAAAGCCUAAUCUUGAGCCCUUCUUCUACGCUUCAGAGGGGAAGUCUGAUCAUUUUUUUGAGAUGCAAGAUGGCGUCGUUCACGUUUAUCCAAAUAAAGAUUCUGAGGAAGAACUCUUUCCUGUGGCUGAUGCAACCACCUUCUUCACUGAUUUGCAUCAUAUACUUAGAGUUAUUGCAGCUGGGAAUAUCAGAACGUUAUGCCAUCAUCGGUUGAACCUUUUGGAACAAAAAUUCAAUCUGCAUCUGAUGCUUAAUGCGGACAGGGAAUUUCUUGCUCAAAAAAGUGCCCCUCAUCGGGACUUUUAUAAUGUCAGGAAGGUUGAUACACAUGUUCACCAUUCAGCAUGCAUGAACCAGAAGCAUCUUUUAAGAUUCAUAAAGUCAAAAUUGAGGAAAGAGCCUGAUGAGGUUGUAAUAUUUCGUGAUGGGACAUACUUGACUUUGAAAGAAGUUUUUGAGAGCUUGGAUUUGACUGGGUAUGAUCUUAAUGUUGAUCUUUUGGAUGUUCAUGCUGACAAGAGCACAUUUCAUCGUUUUGACAAAUUCAACCUUAAGUAUAAUCCAUGUGGUCAGAGUAGGCUCAGGGAGAUCUUUCUUAAGCAGGAUAAUCUUAUCCAAGGACGUUUCCUUGCUGAGGUGACUAAACAAGUGUUUUCUGAUCUUGGUGCAAGUAAAUAUCAGAUGGCUGAAUAUCGAAUAUCAAUAUAUGGUCGAAAGCAAAGCGAAUGGGAUCAAAUGGCAAGCUGGAUAGUAAAUAAUGAAUUGUACAGUGAGAAUGUUGUCUGGUUAAUUCAGCUUCCAAGACUGUACAAUAUCUACAAGGACAUGGGAAUUGUGACAUCGUUUCAGAAUAUUCUUGACAAUAUCUUUAUUCCGCUCUUUGAGGUUACUGUGGAUCCAGAUUCACAUCCUCAGUUGCAUGUUUUUUUAAAACAGGUGGUUGGAUUGGAUUUGGUUGACGAUGAAAGCAAACCUGAAAGACGCCCCACAAAGCAUAUGCCCACACCAGCUCAAUGGACCAAUGCGUUUAAUCCUGCAUUUUCAUACUAUGUGUAUUAUUGUUAUGCAAACCUAUACACAUUGAACAAGCUUCGUGAAUCGAAGGGCAUGACCACUAUCAAAUUACGCCCGCAUUCUGGAGAGGCUGGUGACAUUGACCACCUUGCUGCAACAUUUCUUACUUCUCAUAACAUAGCCCAUGGUAUCAAUCUGAGAAAAUCUCCCGUUCUUCAGUAUUUGUACUACCUAGCACAGAUUGGUCUAGCAAUGUCUCCUCUGAGCAACAAUUCAUUAUUUUUGGACUAUCAUCGGAACCCUUUCCCUACGUUUUUCCUACGUGGCCUCAAUGUUUCUCUUUCAACAGAUGAUCCGCUCCAAAUCCACCUAACAAAAGAACCGUUGGUGGAAGAAUAUAGCAUUGCUGCUUCUGUUUGGAAGUUAAGUUCGUGCGAUUUAUGUGAGAUUGCCCGAAAUUCAGUUUACCAAUCAGGUUUCUCACAUGCUUUGAAGUCCCACUGGAUUGGUAAAUCAUACUACAAGAGGGGACCAGAUGGAAAUGACAUACACAGGACAAAUGUGCCUCAUAUCCGUUUGGAAUUCCGUGAUACAAUAUGGAGGGAGGAGAUGCGGCAAGUUUAUCUUGGCAAUCCCAUCAUCCCUGAAGAUGUGGACAAAUAAACAUAGAGGACUUUCCCUGGUCCCUCGAUGUGAUCAUACACCAUUAUAUAGAAAAUGGAAGAUUUCUGAAGACGCGGUAAAUUUUUGACAAGGGAAGUAUUGCCCUGGUUAUACUCAGCGAGAUGUAACAAUAAUCGAUGAACAUCUCGGGGAAAGUUGAACAAGGUUGGAGAACUAACAUUGUUGACUUUGAGAGCGGAAUCUCUAUGACAGCGACAAGAUGCUGACCUUAUGCUGGCUGAAAUAACUGUGAGUUCGAUAGUUUAAUGCGGAAAUGAUGCCAUAUAAUCAUAGGAUGAAUUUAGAAUAUAGUAGAGUCUGUAAUAAGUAAUAUCCAUGACGAAGAAGAGAAGGCUCAUCUGUUUGUCGAAUUUUGAUGGGAUUCAUGUUUUUCCUCAUCAACUGAAUUUUGUUGUGCUGGGCGCAGUUUAGCAAUUGAAACUCUCUUGUUGUAUUUUCCUAAUAAUUAAGCAUUUGUUAUUUAUGGUAGAAAAAAAUAAAAUUAUACGGAGUGCCUUUUUUA
Messenger RNA from Mercurialis annua (annual mercury), 3280 nucleotides. Its product is annotated as AMP deaminase. The coding region runs from base 196 to 2757 and encodes 853 amino acids. Lineage: Eukaryota; Viridiplantae; Streptophyta; Magnoliopsida; Malpighiales; Euphorbiaceae. The transcript is spliced from 20 exons. Gene Ontology annotation, biological process: IMP salvage; AMP metabolic process. The record is from RefSeq and is a predicted model, not a curated record. Gene Ontology annotation, molecular function: AMP deaminase activity. Gene Ontology annotation, cellular component: cytosol.